Penicillium bovifimosum is the source of this 1086-nucleotide messenger RNA. RefSeq names its product WD40 repeat domain-containing protein. The record is from RefSeq and is a predicted model, not a curated record. The transcript is spliced from 6 exons. Bases 1 to 1086 code for a protein of 361 amino acids. Gene Ontology annotation, molecular function: protein binding. Lineage: Eukaryota; Fungi; Ascomycota; Eurotiomycetes; Eurotiales; Aspergillaceae.
AUGCACACCCUCAAGGCAGUAGCCUCAUCGACUCUGUCCCUACCGGCGGAUAAUUACAUCUACUCAAUCGUCGCAUCGGCACCGGGGACCUUUGCCGCGAUCUCAUCCGAUGAUUCGCUGCGCGUGUUUGACGCCUCUGAUCUCGACCGUGGAUCUGUGGUCUCGCGCACUGCGCACGAUGGCGGUAUUACCUCGCUGCAGAGCUUCACUAUGGGCGAGGCCCAUCUCCUCGCUACAGGUGGUCGUGAUGGGAAGGUGAAGAUUUGGGAUGCUCGCUCCGGGAACGGGAGUCCGGUUGUGGAGAUGGAGACAGCGAAAAGCUCGCCUGUUCUGUCUGUGGCUUGCAACCCGGAGACAAACACCGUGGUAGCGGGGACUGAGCUUGUUUCCUCACAGGCUGUUGUUGCAUUCUGGGAUAUCAGAACGCCCAAGGAAUUCCGUUUACAAUAUGUGGAAAGCCACAACGAUGAUAUCACCGAGCUCCAAUAUCACCCGACGCGCAGCAACAUUUUACUCUCCGGCAGCACGGAUGGACUCGUGAACAUCUACGAUACGACAGUAACGGACGAAGACGAAGCCCUGGUGCAAGUGAUCAAUCACGGUUCCGUACAUCAUGCUGGGUUCCUGUCGGAUCGCACAAUCUUUGCUCUCAGUCACGACGAGCACUUCUCCGUGUACCCAGCAACAGACCCGGACGACACCGCCCAAGAACCCGAGCCCGUGCAUUUCGGUGACGUGCGCGACCCGCUGGGCUGCGAGUAUGUUGCGCAACUCUGCGUUGGAGCGCAGGGGCAGUACAUCGCGGCUGGAAACAAGAUUGACAACCGUCUCGAUCUUGUCCCACUCGCUUCCAGUCCAUCGUGGACGCUGGACCGGGAUAAUUUGUGGCGAUUGACUCGUGCUCAUUGCGAGGAGGUUGUGCGCUCGGUGUAUUUGGAUGAACGGAGUCAAUCUGUCUUCACCUGUGGCGAAGAUGGAUUCGUGCGAGCAUGGAAGCCUGCUGAGCAAAGUGAUGCACCUAUCCAGUCCGGAUCGUCCAAGCCUCGAUCAAAGGACAAGAAGAAGGAUAGGUUCAAGCCUUACUAA